AUGGGUAGAGUUGCCUGUGAAACCUUGGUUACAACCGGACUUGCUGUCAUCACGGGUGAAAUCACGACUACCGCAAACUACGAUGCCCAACAAAUCGCACGAAAAGUCCUUACCGAUAUAGGUUAUACUGAUAUUGAAUAUGGUUUUGAUGCCGAACGAAGUGCUGUGUUGAGUAUUAUUGAUAAACAGUCUCCCGAUAUUGCAAUGGGGGUGAACCCUGGUGGUGCUGGAGACCAAGGAUUAAUGUUUGGAUAUGCCUGCACCGAAACCCCUGAAUUGAUGCCGCUGCCAAUUACUCUCGCCCAUCAAUUGGUACGGCGGUUGGCGAAAGUUCGCAAAGAUGACACCCUCCCCUUUAUCCGUCCCGACGGAAAAUCUCAGGUAACUGUUGAAUAUGUUGACAAUAAACCUAAAGUAGUAACUACAGUUGUUAUCUCUUCACAACAUGAUCCGGAUGUUGCGGAUACUGAGUUGCGAGAAGCGAUUGUUGAAGAAGUUAUAAAAAAAAUAAUACCUGAAAAUCUCCAACACCCAGAUAUUAAAUAUCAUAUUAACCCAACAGGACGUUUUGUGACUGGCGGACCGCAAGGAGAUGCCGGGUUAACAGGCAGAAAGAUUAUAGUUGAUACCUAUGGCGGAUGGGGCGGCAUGGUGGAGGCGCACUCUCAGGAAAAGAUCCAACCAAAGUAG
Geodia barretti is the source of this 690-nucleotide messenger RNA. Lineage: Eukaryota; Metazoa; Porifera; Demospongiae; Tetractinellida; Geodiidae. The record is from the annotation of a GenBank genome assembly.